This is a messenger RNA of Paramecium pentaurelia, 1392 nucleotides long. NCBI's taxonomy places the organism in Eukaryota, Ciliophora, Oligohymenophorea, Peniculida, Parameciidae. The record is from the annotation of a GenBank genome assembly.
AUGAAUAUAAUCCUUGAUAGGCAAACAAGCUUUUGCUAUUUUUCUAAUAGUUCUAAUAUUUCUUAAGUUGAUUAAUUUGAUUAAAAAUACAUUUCAAAUAAUAUAUGCGAUUUAACAAAUUUUGGUUACUAUAACAUUACCAACAAUCAAAAUUAUACAUUAGUAACUGCAGUAAAUAAUUAAUUUUUUGUUCUGUAAAACAGCAAAUAAAUCUAAAUUGUAGAUUAGUUUUUUGAAUAUCUAUAAUUGCACAAUUAUUCUAAUUUAAAUUUUACUGAUUGCUUGAAAUCAACAUCUUAUAAUUUAACUUUAUCUUCUAUUUGUUAAAACGACACUGCAUAAUAUUGGCUAAGCAUUUCUUUUGACUCUAAUGGAAUUGUUAUAGAUAUGAACUCAUUUUCAAUUCCUAAUAGAUUUACAAAUGUAUCUAAAAUAAAUAAUAUAGCUAACCUUAAUUUUAUAUUAGGUACUUACGAUUCUUAUUAUUCCAACUUGUAUGGUAAGCUCUAUUUAUUUAACUCAUCAAACAGCAGCAUGCAAUAACUAUAUGACUAUAAUUUUUCAUGUCAAGAUUUUUCAGUAGCUUUAUAUAAUUUAAAUUCAGAUAUCAAUGAGGAAAAUUUAGUUAUUAUUUUAUACAUUAUUGAUUAUCUUGCCUUUUCUUAAUAUAUAUUUAUCAGAAAUAACUCAAUUUCUUUUCAAGAACCUUCAGCUUUGAUGUGGAUUUAUAACAAUAUUUUCGGGGUUUAAAUUUAAAUUUUACAAAUAAUUAACGAUGAAUUAUUCAUGCUUAUCACUAGUAUUGAAGGUGUUGGAUAAUUUUUAGUUUACAGUUUAAAAUAAUACUUGUUUGAAAGAGUUAGAUAUAUUAUCACUUCUAUCCCAGCCUAUGGCGAUUUGAAGCCAAAUACAAUUUCUAUUUAUUCUAAUGGUUAUUUACUUCAAUAGUUUAAAAAAGGAUAUAACUAUAUUAUAGGAGUUUAUUAAAUAAGUAAAUUACUUAAUAAUAAUUUGGAAGAGCCUAUUUUGAUGCUAGAAUCUAUAAAUUCUACAUCUCUUGAAUAUGCUUUAAUUUCUAAUUUAGAGUCUCAAAACCCGACAUGUCUCACAUUUAAUGAUGGAUCAGUUUUAUAUUAUCCAAUCUAUACUAGAACAUUAAAAUGUCAUUAUAGGAUACAUAAAAAAGAUGUCCAAGUGAACACUUAAUGCAUGAAUGAAUUUUCAAACGGAUCUUAUGAGUUAACAUUUAUACUUCCUGAUCUAGAUAUUCCAAAAAGCAAAUCGAUUUAUACAUUACUUAUCAUAAUAACAGCAUAAUUAAUAGCCUUUUAUAUUUUAAUAAAAUAUAGAAUGAGAAAUAUUGGUUAUAUCAAUACAGAAAUAGAAAUUUGA